Plectropomus leopardus (leopard coralgrouper) is the source of this 992-nucleotide messenger RNA. RefSeq lists its product as uncharacterized. NCBI's taxonomy places the organism in Eukaryota, Metazoa, Chordata, Actinopteri, Perciformes, Serranidae. Gene Ontology annotation, biological process: biosynthetic process. The record is from RefSeq and is a predicted model, not a curated record.
UCGCGAGAUAAGUGUGAUCUGAACUGUGAAAUGUUUACUUUUCUACCAUAAAUCCCCUAGGCCAGUUCCUGUCUUUAGAAAUAUCUGUAGUUAGUAAACCACCAGGUAACACCAGCAAACGAAUGAGAGGCGUGAGUCCCGGUUUCGAGUUGAAAUGAAAGCUGUAAUUCUCGCCGCCGGGUACGGGACCAGGCUCCAGAGGGAUGUGCUGGCGGACGGCAGCGGGAGGUUCGCUCACCUGGCCGGGACUGCCAAGCCGCUGCUGCCGGUGGGACGGUGCGCGCUCAUCUCCCACUGGGCCAAAGCCCUGAGCGCCUCCGGCUGCGCGGACUGCAUCUAUGUAGUAACUAACGCCGUCUACCACGCCGCAUUUGAAGAGUGGGCGUCACACUUCCCUAAUGUCAAGAUCCUCAGCGAUCAGACGACAAGCAACGAUGGGCGUCUUGGUGCUGUGGCCUGUCUGCAACUUGCGGUGAAGCACUUCAACAUAGAAGACCAUGUCUUAGUAAUUGGGGGAGACACCCUCUUCAAAGAAGAUUUCAGCCUCAGUGAAGUCAAACAGAAGUUUUCUGACCUCCAAGCAAAGUGUGACGACAGCUGUCUGGUGCUCUCAUACCAGUGCAAAGAGGAGGAAACUCAUAAAUACGGGAUACUGGAAGCAGACAGCGAUCUCCGCGUCCUCCGUAUGAAGGAGAAACCUCUUCCUUCUGAGACAAAGUCGAGGAGAGCGUGUCCCUGUUUCUAUGCGUUUUCAAAGAAAAGCCUUCCUCUGUUGGAUACCUUCCUUGAGGAAAAGAAGGAGGCACCUAUUGAUGAGAAAGACGCCCCAGGAAUCUUUGUGUCUUGGCUGAUUCCAAGGAAGCCAGUAUACAUUCAUCAGAUUUCAGGGCGUUUCGAUGUUGGGAACUUGCCUUCCUAUGUUGAAUGUGACCUUUACUUCAAAGAAAAACUUCAAGAUGUGGAGUCGUACAUGGUGUAGAGGAAACACAAAU